Molecule: messenger RNA, 2255 nt
Organism: Engraulis encrasicolus (European anchovy)
Lineage: Eukaryota; Metazoa; Chordata; Actinopteri; Clupeiformes; Engraulidae
Exons: 8
Coding region: 127-1464 (445 amino acids)
Source: RefSeq, a predicted model, not a curated record
AAUAAAUAUAACCAUGAUGGCAAGCUAUUUCCAUGGACAAAUGCGCUUAAAUGCUUGAAGUAUUGUGUAUUCACAAUCUAAUUGUUAACUUUCUUUCAGGUCACCAUCAAAUAUCCUUCCCAAACUAUGACAAGGGUGUGUGAGCCUGAGGAAGAUCCCAUAGUCAAAUUCCUUGCCCUGAAGAGAUGGAAAGAGGCUGCAAGCCAUGCACUUAAACAUCAACACCUGCGAGAAGAAAUCAAAGACGGGCUCCUUAACCUAAUACGCAAAGAAUGUGAGGCACUGUGCUCUCGAAAGAAUGAUUUCAUUCUGUGGAAGUCUAAACAGGCAGACCUUAAGUCAUUCUCGUUCAUCAGUUUAAGAGACGACCUUCAUCGGCUUGCUCCAUUUUUACUCAAAAUGUUCAACUGCAUCAGCAAUGACAACAACUUCGCUGCCUGUACUGCUGCCGCCAUUGCAAUAAGAGGCAGACAACCACGCAUGGCUGCAUUAUCUUAUUGGAUCAACACCAUUCUACAAUACGGAGGAGCCAAAAAGUCUGUCUUCAAUCGACUGAGCCAGUUAUCCAUCACCACAUCCCAUAAGAGAGCAGUGAAGAAACAGCAGGAGUUGGCACUUGCCUGUGGGGCGGAGUUCAUACAAUUCAAAAGUGGCUUCAAUGCAACAGAUUCUGACUUGUUAGAGGCAUCCCAUAGCCUAGAGGACCUUCAUCUGUCAGAUGAAAACGACACACCAGCCCCCAGACCGGAAGACCACCGUGUGGCAUGCCCGCAAUCAUACUCCAUAAUCAUGGACAAUCUGGAUUUCUUUGUUCACACAUACAACCAGUCCAUCAGUAGCAGCAACAAAAGCAUCCACUGGAUUCACCAUAUAGCCGUCCAAGACCGCAUACCCACAGACCACAUCUCCAACAUCAAACCGACAACAGACAUUCAACAGUACAGGCUGAGAUCAUCACUUCCACAGCAGAGCACCCAGGGUUUCCUGCGCUGUGAAUUCACUAUUCUUGCCACAAGAAUGAUGACCAAGCACAUGGCUGCGUUUGAAAGUUUUGGAGACACAGUGGUUCAUCACAUCCCUCAUCUGUAUUCGAGUGAAAUGUCAAGAAAAUCAACUGAUUUCCCCUUAGGCCUCUUCUUUAAAGAUGAAAACCAAAGAAGUGACUUGACUGAAGUCUUAAGACGCAUACAAGAAGAGUAUAUGCCCACAGACCCUGAUGGGGUACAGCACUUGCUGAUUGGAGGGGACCGCCUCACAGAAGCCAACUGCCGUAAUAUACAGUGGCAAUAUUCCGAUGCAGACACCGAGGAGGGACGAAUGGAGGGGCUGCAUUUUAAAUUUGAAGAUUGGCAUGCCAUUCGAGUUCUGUUUGAGAUUCAUCACAAGAUCUUUUUCACGGAAUCUGCUAAAGACCAUGGCACCCUGUUCGCCAAUAUGACCAAGCUGAGUUUCCGAAGACUCUAAAUCUGAUGACUUUACAUCCACUGCAAACUUUGUUUGUUCGGGGAUGGGAAACACAGUCCUGACAUCAUGAAAAUCAGCUGUGCUGUUCCCGGGGAGGUUGUUUAUGAACUUGGCAUGGUGGUGCAGCAACGCAAAGAGAGGACCCCGUGCUGCAUUUAAUGCUUACAGGGACUUUGUCAUCAAAGAUGCGACUGCUCUGUUCAUAUCGGCUGUGAUGGAGCAUCUUGGCUUUGAUCAUGUCACAGAUUGUCCUGAGGGCCUCGUACCACAGGACAUUAAAGAGGCCUCUCCAGAAGAAAGAAGAACAUGGCUCAACAGAUUAACGGCUGAAAUUGUGUCCAAAUAUGUUCUUCUGCCAGGCAUCACAGAGGCUGCAGAGGCUGCAGAUGCUGCCAGUAACCCAUCAGCCAUUCCAAUUCUGAAGAAUCAGUUCCCUUGUCGCAUGCAGGGUUGUUCAAGAACCUUCACCUACUUCAAAAGAAGACAAACCCACGAACUCAAGACACACAACCUGGUUAUGCCCAAAGAAGCCGCGCCAACCUUCCCCACGGACUGUGAUCACAAAUAUGAACAUUCAGUUGCCAGAUUAGGUUUCAGCUUCCUUCUUUUGGAUUUUUUGGAUGCAGUAAAGGAAGGAGAUGGUGAGAGGCUGAUGCGUCUGUACACAGUAGCGCUGCUAUUCUACAAGGCGUAUGGACACUCUAGCUACGCAUACAGCACUUUCCUCCUUACUGUACAGAUGAAUGCCACAUUGUCACCGCAAAUUCAGGGAUUAAAGCAAAAAAAAGUAA